Exophiala xenobiotica is the source of this 1528-nucleotide messenger RNA. RefSeq lists its product as uncharacterized. The record is from RefSeq and is a predicted model, not a curated record. The coding region runs from base 218 to 916 and encodes 232 amino acids. Lineage: Eukaryota; Fungi; Ascomycota; Eurotiomycetes; Chaetothyriales; Herpotrichiellaceae. Gene Ontology annotation, biological process: regulation of DNA-templated transcription. The transcript has a single exon. Gene Ontology annotation, molecular function: DNA-binding transcription factor activity.
CACGCAUGUGGCGUCGCUUGUCCUUUGGUGACGACACCGGUGAAGUGCAACGUUUAUAGGUCUUUCUGGUCUACUGCAACAUAGGCUGGGUUUCUAGAAACCUCAUCCACCUUAUCUUUGCGCUUCCUCGUCGAAUGCUGAUGACAUUCGAAGCAGUCUAACAUAACCACCGACCCAAGUGAUCACUUGACACCCCACCAAACCUCAGACUACCACUAUGGACGGAGAAACGAGCUUCCCUCAACCACCCGUCAAUAACGUGAAUAUGUGGCAGUUCUCGGUGCCACCCGACUUCCAAUCUCCCCAUACCUUGGACUUCGAGGCCACAUCUGUCUUUGAGAGUCGGGAUCCUUUCUCGCAAUCAACGGCAGAGCUGUCCUCGACAGCAUUCGCACCCGACCCAGGCCCUCGCUUCGUCCAGCCACAGGAAUUACAUGCUUCCUCCUCUACAUCGGAAGCCUCCAAAUCCCCAGGAAGCCAAUAUGGCUCGUCAGAUCUCAGCAGGCAUGGCUCGCUGGAUUCCACUCUGUCCGAGUAUCUGUCCGUGGACCGUCAGAGAGCCAUUCGAAGGCUGUCGUUGGCAACAUCCGACCUGUCCAACGAUUCAUACCGGCCUCGCAACACUCCAGCGAGACCCAGGAAAUCCGCUUCAAGCCGCAUCACUCCACGCUCCGAGAAGCAUGCUCGAGAACUGGAGCUGAACCGGAAAGCCGCCACAAAAUGCCGGAAUCGACAGAAGGCGUUUAUCGAAAACCUCCAAGCACGCUGCAAGAGAGAAGAAGAAAAGAUGCAUGUGCAGACUUCCCUUGUGCAUGCUCUGCAUGACGAGGUUGUGGCCUUGAGGAAUGAAGUUAUGCGGCAGAGUUUCUGCGAUUGUCGGUUUCUGAAAGGAGCACCCAACCUGCUGUCGACGUGACAAAAUAACGGUCAUCCGUAUACUUGGAUGGAUGCAUGCCGAGAGAUAUUCCGCAACCUGGAUGAUUACGCAACCUAAUGACACCUAUCUUUUACGAUUUUCUUUGCAGUCCACGGCGCUGCAAAGACCAGAGUCUUUUUUUUGAUGCCGACGCAGCGCGUUUUGGGUGGUUUUUACAUAGCUUUUUCGUGCAAAGGGUUCUUGCCGAUAUGGCUAACGUACUGGGCGGCCUUGUAUGGUCAUCAGCAAGGCGUUCUUUUGGACGGACAGCAACAGCUCCAGUUGCAAACUAAGGUACUAGUGGCUUUGUGCAGGCGAAAGCGUACGUCGACCGAGAGGCGUCCGUACAAUGCAGUGUCUGCCACGCAACCUUUCCUUAGAAAUGGAACCAGUGACAGUCUUUCUCUCUACAGAAACAUGUUUCCGUUGCGCGAUGAUCGAUCCGGAGGUUUCCACAAAUACUUAGCUUCGGACUCUUUUUUGCUGAUCGAGAUGAACAUCAGCUUUCCUUUUAGGCGACUGUCACUCGUAUCCCCCUCAUCCCCGACGGAAACUCGGGUACGUACGAUGGAGGAUCUGGGCUUCGAUGUAGCGGAAUCACAUGCCAUGAGC